AUGAGCACGACACUGUUCGACGGGAAGAUCCAAGACCUCCUCCACUCUGAGGAGAGAUAUAAAGACAAAGUGUGUGUCACGCCAUUAGAAAAGCGCAUUCCGAUACUUCAGGCGUCACGUACACUGAGGAAUUUCCAGACUCUUCAACAAUGCCUUUGUAUCUGUCUCCUCUCGGAGAUGGCAGACAUCACUAUUAAGCAACCAGCGAAGAAAAGCGUCGUCACACAACAGUACAUGAGAAUCAAAAGUAUCGACUUUGGAGACGGGGAAGUCUUGGUCCUCACUGAAUUCCUCAAAAGAAGAUGCGUCGAACAGAAGAACGACGACAUCGCAAGAGGAGUCCCCUGUAAGACAGCUACAAGGAGGCUGCAGAACAAUAAGAAAAUCGAACUCCUCCACUUAUUGAUCGAUUUAUUGGUCGUCCGAUGUGGAUACGAGUUCGAGAGCAAAUACACUGAAGGGAAGAUAGGGACUAACAAGCAAGAGUCGAUCAAAAAGGUCAUCAGAGACGAUAAAGUCAUCAUCGAAGGGGAAAAACUCCUUGAUGCAGCAGAACAAAUCAAUCAAAUCAUCACAAGACGGCUUCAAGUCACUCACAAGGAGCUGGUCAUUAAACGUGGAGAUCCAAUGCUUUCGCUCAUUUAUCAAUAA
Messenger RNA from Entamoeba invadens IP1, 651 nucleotides. RefSeq lists its product as hypothetical. The transcript has a single exon. Bases 1 to 651 code for a protein of 216 amino acids. NCBI's taxonomy places the organism in Eukaryota, Evosea, Mastigamoebida, Endamoebidae. The record is from RefSeq and is a predicted model, not a curated record.